CACCUCACAUUAGAAAUGACAUGUCUUUUCCUUCUCAGGUUUGAUUGUGCAGAAUUCUUUAAACCAGUUAUUCGGUCUGGGACGUUCAGUGGUUUUGCCUGUCAUGUUCCUCCAAACUUAAUAACUGAGGAUCUGAAGGUGGAGUGGAGAAGAACAACGAGAAACUCUGACUCUCUGGUUCAUCAGUAUCCAGAUAGUGAGAGUCAAACAGAUGAAGAGCAGCAGGAUAAUCAGAAAAGAGCUCAUUUCUUUACUGAGCACAUUAAAUGUGGAAACUUCUCCCUCCGUCUGGACGAUCUGAGAGCUGAAGAUGCUGGAGAAUACACAUGUACAGUUCACAGCAAGAGGGAUUGUGUGUUUUCAGCCAAGACAAAACUGAUUCUGAAGUUCUUUAUGACUGGUCAAGUCUAUCCUCUCGGAGGUUCAGUGGAUUUGCUCUGUCAGAUUGAUAAAAGCUUGUUAGAGAACAGUCUGAAGGUGGAGUGGAGAAGAGCAGAGACUCUGGUUCAUCUUUAUCAGGAUGGCAAGAGUCAAGCAGAAGAACAGCACCAGGAUUAUCACAAAAGAGCACAUUUCUUAAAGAAGAAGAUUAAAGAUGGAAACUUCUCCCUCCAUCUGAAAAAACUGAGAGCUGGAGAUGAAGGGGUUUACAGAUGCAUCGUAUACAAGGACCAGGAUUGUGUGUUUUCAGCCGAUGCAGAGCUGAAUCUGGGGUAAGUGUGUCUGGUGUUG
Molecule: messenger RNA, 732 nt
Organism: Cyprinus carpio (common carp)
Lineage: Eukaryota; Metazoa; Chordata; Actinopteri; Cypriniformes; Cyprinidae
Exons: 2
Coding region: 16-717 (233 amino acids)
Source: RefSeq, a predicted model, not a curated record